Procambarus clarkii (red swamp crayfish) is the source of this 5814-nucleotide messenger RNA. Its product is annotated as acyl-CoA Delta-9 desaturase. NCBI's taxonomy places the organism in Eukaryota, Metazoa, Arthropoda, Malacostraca, Decapoda, Cambaridae. Gene Ontology annotation, biological process: unsaturated fatty acid biosynthetic process. The record is from RefSeq and is a predicted model, not a curated record. Gene Ontology annotation, molecular function: stearoyl-CoA 9-desaturase activity; iron ion binding. Gene Ontology annotation, cellular component: endoplasmic reticulum membrane.
CGCGCCGGUACCGCUAGUUAGGUCUCAACCAGCGACGAGGAAACGUGUUGUGCUCCUGACUUCUCUCGUCUGCCGUGGCUGCUCCCGACACUGCCAUUAAGGUGACCCUUGAAGUUAUAAACAAUCUUGAGAAGUGAUGGCUCCCCAAGCCCCAGAUCAGGAUGUUAAAGGAGAACUGUUGGAAGGGGAAGAAAAUUCUCAGAACCUACCAUUAGAGAAGCGAGAGAUUAGUAUAAGCCUCGUAAAGAUUUUCCACGAUCUUCGUAACCUGGACUGGUCUAAAGUUGUGUGGCGGAAUGCAAUAUUAUUCUUUUUGCUACACAUUUACUCCGUGUAUGGCUUAUAUGUGGCAGUUUUCCAUGCACAGUGGAAGACUAUAGGCUUCAGUUUGGUGCUAUACUUCAUGGCUGCCUUGGGCAUCACAAUGGGAGCUCACCGCCUGUGGUCUCACCGCUCCUUUAAGGCAACGCCACUACUGCGUUUCAUUCUUGCAGCGUUCCAGACGCUGUCUUUCCAGAAUGACAUCUUUGAGUGGGCCAGAGACCACAGAGUACACCACAAGUACAGUGAAACCGACGCUGACCCCCACAAUGCCCGCCGCGGCUUCUUCUUCUCCCACAUGGGCUGGCUAAUGUACCGCAAGCACCCCGAGGUCAUCGCCAAGGGCCGCACCCUUGACUUGUCAGACCUGCAGCAGGACGCUAUAGUGAUGUGGCAGCGCAAGCACUACAUUCCAUUGGUGAUCACAGCGUGCUUUGUCCUGCCAACUGUCAUCCCCUGGCUCGGGUGGGGAGAAAAUGCAGUCACCGCCCUGUUGGUGGCCGGCUUCCUGCGCUACUCCAUCGUCCUCCACGUCACCUGGUGCGUCAACUCCCUGGCGCACUGGGUGGGCAGCAAGCCCUUCGACAGGAACAUUUACCCCUCACAGAACUCUGUGGUGGCAUAUAUGGCACUGGGCGAAGGCUGGCAUAACUACCAUCACGUCUUCCCAUGGGACUACCGCACUGCUGAAUUUGGGGGCCUGAACCACUACAACAUUACGAGUUUGAUGAUCGACUUCUGUAGUAUGAUUGGCUUGGCUUAUGACCGCAAGACAGUCACUCCAGCCAUGAUUAAGAAGCGGGCCGAGAGGACAGGCGACGGCAGCUACUAAUCAGUGACCAGCAAGACGGGAGGAUAAGAAAAUAUUCGUUUCAGACGGUAGUUCUCCCACACCCUCAUGCACAAUGGUCCCUACACACAUCUCCCCUUAUAUGAAAGUAGUUUUGCAAAAAACGUAUUCAUGUAUACGUAGACUAGAAGUCAUUUUCAAUCUUUCCUAUAUAUUUAUUGUUUUUCAUAUGUUGUCAAUUUAUCAUAAUAACAAAGUAAUGAUUAGUCAAAUUUUCUAUGACUUUUAUAACAAGAGUUAGACGAGGCACACACACUGUAUAGGGCAGAUUAUAACACAAAGCUCCAUCAUACUCUGCUGUGGAAGUAACCGAAAUAAUAACUAGUGUAUUUACAUGGAAAUAUUUAACUAUCGUUAUACUAGGUGAAUUAUGACAUUUACUUCAUGUGUUAGAAGGUAAGCUGUGAACACUGGUUGUCCUAUUUACUCAAUAUGUUAUAUAAUCUGUUGUCAAUAUAUAUAUAUCGUUUGCUUGGCAAAGUUUGUGGAGAUGUCAAGGAAGUUGCAUUUUAUUGUCAACUUGAACUAUUUCGGAAAUAUUUAGAAAACUUUAUACAGUAUAAUUCCGUUAAACAUUCCAGGCAGCUGGCGCGCUGCAGUAGUUAAAGCAGUAACUAGUUAAUUAACUAGGUAAAGACUAGCGGUUUAGCGUGUCAUGUUGGAAAAAUAGCCCAUUUAGCAAGGGGUUUUGGAUAUCAAUUAUCAUUCGAAAUGUUGAAAACUCUUUAACUUCAGAAUUGUUGUUGUUAAUAUUGUUGUUGUUGGUUAUAGGAAAUGGGGGGGGGGGGGAGUUAGGCCCACCCAGCACCUCAGAGCUCUUAUGAUCUAUAUGCAACUUUAAAGCAAUUAUUACGCGUCAAACAAAAGCCUAGCGCAUGGACUGUGUACUUUUGUGUCUGAUUUAUGCGCACGUUAGUGUUUUGCACGUUUUAGGACUUAAGAAUUACGUUCUGAAUCGAUUGCAUUAAACUUGCCUAAGUUUUUGUCUGACAUUAUUAAAAAAUAAAGUAAACACUCAAUGAUGAUUUAACAUUCAAAAUAAUCAUGAUUUGAUAAACUUUAAUAUUUUCUCAGUAUCUCAUAACCGCCAACCCCCCCUAACAUUUAUUAUAGGUAAGGCUGGCACAAUAUAUAUAUAUAUAUAUAUAUAUAUAUAUAUAUAUAUAUAUAUAUAUAUAUAUAUAUAUAUAUAUAUAUAUAUAUAUAUAUAUAUAUAUUCGUCAGCAUAUACAAACCAACGAGCUCUCACAUGUAAACCAGAUUUAUCAGGAAUACAGUAUUGAAUAUUUCCGUUUUCUAUACGAUUUGUCGACCCUGCAGUAGUCUACGGUCUUAAAUAUUGGUCGUCUGAUCAAACAUGUUUGAUCUUUCUAGUCAUUGUUUAAUCCCCCUCAUGUUGUGGUAAUUAAUUAAGACAUUAGUCGCCGCCACACACAAGGUAGCGUUUGCUCUCUGGCUGAAGAGGUACCUCUCCGGAGUGACUGAAGGGGUACCUCUCCGGAGUGACUGAAGGGGUACCUCUCCGGAGUGACUGAAGGGGUACCUCUCCGGAGUGACUGAAGGGGUACCUCCGGAGUGACUGAAGGGGUACCUCCGGAGUGACUGAAGGGGUACCUCUCCGGAGUGACUGAAGGGGUACCUCCGGAGUGACUGAAGGGGUACCUCCGGAGUGACUGAUGAUCAGUGACGCAACACUUCCGCCAUUAAAGUAGCUUGGCCCUCUACCGAGUUUUUAUUUAUUUAUUUAUUUAUUAAUACGAGAGUUCUUACAUUCAGUAAAGCCACUGGUCUCUGUCAUUCAUAACAUAUUGCGAGAACAUUUUAUUAAACGAUAUGAAUGUUUUGUUGCAUUAUAUAUAUUUUUAUAAAUAUAUGAAUUCUGGGAACAUUAUUUUGUCAUUGAUGUCUGGACUUCCAUAUAAAUGUGAAAACAUUUUAAUAAUUCAUAAGAAUUUUUGCAUUACAUAUACACGUGAAUUAUUUUUAAAUGAUUUGCAACUUAAUAAUGUAAUGUUUACUACAACCUCGAGUUGCAGUGCAUGGCGAAUGUUUGUAGUCUGGGACUUUCUCAGCUUCAAGAUGCCCCAAGAUAAAUACACUUAAUGACUUUGUAAAAUCUUUGCAUUAACUGGGUCAUCCUGGCACCAUUAUCAUCCAGUAAAACAACAGGAAUUAGAUGUAUAGCACAUUGGUAUGUCACUUCAUAUCUUUAGCAUGACACGUGAAUGAGCUUAACUUGGCAACGACAGGAUUAGUUGGACUGUAUGAUGAGUGACGUUGCCAUUGGCUUACAGCAAGUAAGGUAUUCAGUCAUCUUGUAAGCCUCUAAGCUGAAUAAAGUUUUCGGGAUAUUUCCGCUUUGAAUUCUGGUGAAAAAAGGUGUGUUGGGUGGUGGUCCCACACGAGUAAAGAUUGAAGUCUAUUGUGUAAAAUACUUGUUUUACGUCGGUCAAAUGACCAAGUUGAGUGUAGCCCACCGUCUUCUGUCUGUAGCCUACUGUAAGUUACACACUGUAUUUGUUGUGUAGGAGAUACAAUACAGUUCAUUGUUUUGUUCCAUGUGCUGAAGAUUAAGUGAUGCUUAGAUUGUUUACAAUCAUGCUUCACCACCCAAUAAUAUGAGAAAUAUUAGCAUAGCCCUUGUCGCUAUAAUUACAUUUAACAGGUGAGGGAAGUAUUUCAGAUUGGUGGUAACUGUGCUGAGAUUGUUGUGGGGACAGUGUAGAGGAACCCCUUAUUAUGCCACUAGUAGGUAAGGGAACCCCCUUGUUGUGCCACUAGUGGGUAGGGGGAGCCCCUUGUUAUGUCACUAGUGGGGACAGUUUAGGGGGAACCCCUAGCUAAACCAGAAGUCAAGGGAACACUUGCUACACCACUGGUAGAGUGGAACACUUACUACACCAUUGGUAGAGUGGAACACUUGCUACACCACUGGUGGAGUUGGACUCCUUGCUUCCCCAUUACCCUCCUGACAGGCCCAAUCUCUACAACCACUCACACCCUGCUAAUUGCACUGGCUAUAUCUUUGCCUGUAUAUAAUUAAAAUUAAUUAAAAGCAGCCAGUACACACAAAUCUGUGGCAAUGGUAUUUCCCACUCGUGCUCACACAUAUAUAUAUAUAUAUAUAUAUAUAUAUAUAUAUAUAUAUAUAUAUAUAUAUAUAUAUAUAUAUAUAUAUAUAUAUAUAUAUAUAUAUAUUGAAGCAUCAUAAACUUGGGAGAGUAGUUGUUUACAUACAAUACAUGAAAAGUUAUGUGUUGUGUUCUGUAAGUAAUAUUUCACAUUAAUUGAAGAUUGUUUUUAUUAUUAAAUUUACUGAACAGUUCCAUGAUCUAGCAGCUGGUAGGUUAUAUAUUUUCUUAUAUAUACUGUCAUCAUAUAAGGAAUUACAGAAAACAAUUAUAUUUUGCAACAAUUGGAGAAAUACAGAUUUUUUUCCUUGGCAGAAUUUACUCAUAAAUAAUCUGGUAAUGAUGUAAGGUGUAGAGGUGUGGCCACUGAGAUUUGUGUCUGGUCAAUAUCUGUAGAGAUGUGUCUGCUCAAUAUGUGUAGAGGUGUGAGCACCGAGAUGUGUCUCAUGUCAAUAUCUGUGUAGAGGUGUGGCCACUGAGAUGUGUCUCAGGUCAAUAAUUCUGCAGACACGAGAGUCGCAUCCGGGACCAGGGUUACCACACUAUUAAAGGUUAAUAUAGUUAAGUAGAGAGAUAAACAACUUAUGAAUUGUUUAUAUAAUAAUAAUUAAGCAACAAUAAAUUAUGUAUAAGCAUUCAUAUCAAAAUUUGUCAACUAAAUCCUUACAUGGACUGUCAAGAUUCACGAGGCUAACUGUAUCUGUCUGUUAAUGACACAUCCAGCAAUGGUUGUCCAGUCUGGUGUAUCGUUGUUCAUUCUCCAUUCAACAUUUUUUUUUUAACAUGUCUCCUCUAUGUUAAUAUUGCAGUAGGCCUAACACUCGGUAUUAGAAUCCCAUUUCACUGUACCAAUCAAAUCCCGAUUGAAUUUUUCCGCACCUAAAUAGGCUAGAUAAUUGUGUGGUGGUUUGAGUUCCUAGUGCAGGAGGCUAACAUGUUUUGUUGACCCAAUCGUCGCCCUGAAGACUGAUGUCCUCGCUUAUACCGUAUUAACCCUCCCGGUUCAUAUAUAGGAGUUCCCGCAUAAAUAAGGUUGUGUAUUGAUUGUAUUAGCUAUGUUGUAUUAUACUUUAAAAGGAUAAAUAUUCGUCUAGGGGGUUGCACCUUGCAUAAUUUGACGAGUCUGGUGUUGUUACCGCUGCUCUUGUGCUGCCAAGGCUGUUUUGUGAGACAUUCCUCCCUGCUGGUUAUAUAUUGUGAUGUAUUUCCUAUUCCAGACCUAUUGUAUGAUACAACUUCUAAUUUCUGAUUCUAUUAUAUAAUGUAUUAUGUCUCAGUCGUGUUGUAAGACAAAAAAACCUUCUGUGAUAUGUGCUACAAUGCAACUGCUUCAGGAAAGGUUGAUGAGGAGUGAUGGUGUGCUAGGCUCAGCACUAGGCUCCUGUGUCCUGCUGAGGCUAUGCUGAUCCACACACACACACACACACACACACACACACACACACACACACACACACACACACACACACACACACACACACACACACACACACACACACACACACACACACA